CAGAUAUGUAUGACGGCAUCGAUCGUGAGUUUCAUAAUCCAACUGUCGGUGUAUGGGUUUGUGCCGAAGUUGCAGAGCCUUCCCGGCAAGUGCUUAAUGUCGCUCUCGUUAUCACUUUUGGCCACAAAUCUAUUUUUGAUACUUUCCUACAACACGGAGACGAGUCGUGAGAACAUAAUGUGUAUAAUCGUAGGCAUUGGUCGGCAUUACUUCAUAUUAGUUGCCUUCUGUUGGAUGUCUGUACUCGCGUUUGACACUCACUGGACAUUCCAUUUGCCGCAUCGCAACCAACUCAAGACAUCGCUAAAAGGUUAUCACAAGCGGACGUCUCUAUUCAUAAAAUACAGUCUCUAUUCGUGGUUAACACCGGCUGUGAUCGUCGGCAUAGCGGUCAGCAUAGACUACACAAUGCAAAGCGAGUCGGCGUUGAAGCCAAUGUACGGACAGGUGGUGUGCGGUCUGAGCCAACUGUUUGCCAUACUUAUGUGGAGCACAAUACCCGGCUGUUUAAUCAUGUUUGUCAACAUUGUCUUCUUCGCUAAGACCCUCCAGAAACUGAACCGAAUCACCGGUGAGACCGAGUUGGCCAAUAAGGCCACCUUCAGGGAGCGGUUCAUGUGGUGUUUCAAGCUGUCCAUACUGUUGGGCAUCGCGUGGGUCAUCUAUUUCAUCUCGAGCUUUGUCUGCGAGAUAUGGUUCCAGUACUUCUCGCAACUGUUCCUCUCAUGUCAGGGUCUGUUCAUACUGUCCAUCACUACACUCAAGAAGAGUGUAUUCGAGUCACUCAAGAGGCGAGUGUUUUAUCUCCGCAAUCGAGGCAUUCAUAGGCAACAGUCCAGCAAACGAUCGUUUCAGGCGUCGGCCUCUAUGAAAACGCUGCCCAUCUUCUGAGUGGUGACCGCUAUUUGUAUGGCUUCUCAUACACCC
Molecule: messenger RNA, 927 nt
Organism: Medioppia subpectinata
Lineage: Eukaryota; Metazoa; Arthropoda; Arachnida; Sarcoptiformes; Oppiidae
Source: the annotation of a GenBank genome assembly